This is a messenger RNA of Aspergillus affinis, 1296 nucleotides long. RefSeq names its product velvet factor family protein. The transcript has 2 exons. The coding region runs from base 1 to 1296 and encodes 431 amino acids. NCBI's taxonomy places the organism in Eukaryota, Fungi, Ascomycota, Eurotiomycetes, Eurotiales, Aspergillaceae. The record is from RefSeq and is a predicted model, not a curated record.
AUGUCGAGGACCCCGUUGCAAUGGCACACUGUACACCCCAAUGGCUGGUAUCUUGACGGAAGGCGGCGUGUCUCUGAUGACGAGAAUCAGAGGCUGUCCUCGCCAUCUAAUAACCUCUACUCGACAGGACAGCAGCCGCCACAGUUCCUCCUUCCUGAGAGCCGGGGUUUUGAUCCCACGAUGAUCAGCCCGUCACAGCCUCGAACCACUGUUUACGAGCGACCCCGAGAAAGCGCAGCAGAGCCCGGGGUCACAUUUUCUUCGGGCAGCACGAGCUCCAUGGCUCAGCACUGCGUACAGCGCUCGAAUCUGUAUAGCAGCAGUUCCACUACCUUUCCGAGUCCAGCUCAUUCAGACAAUAGCAUGGCCAUCUACCCUCAGAAUGUGCCUUUUGCAAAGCAGCAGCAACUACCACCGCCGCCUCCGCAACAGCCCCCAAAACGACAUAGCUCGUCCAGCAUGCCUAUAGGCUUUGAGAAACUCCUCAACCAUUCGCCAUCUCCCCCUCCCCCUCCUCUUCCUCCGCCCAGACGGCCAUCCUCAUCCUCGCGUUAUCGCCUCCACAUCCGGCAACAGCCUCUCGCAGCCCGAGCAUGCGGCGCCGGCGACAGAGACCGGCGACCCGUCGACCCGCCGCCCAUCAUCCAGAUGCUUCUCACAGAUUUUGACUCCAAAUCUGACACUGACUCGGACAUCUUGCAGGACCCGCGCUUCGCAGUAGGCUGCCUCCUGGUUCCUGUAUCUACUUCAUCUGACCUCGACGCCGAGCCGGGGCUUCGCGACGACCAUCCCGCCCAGCGAGAUCCAGCAGGCGGAGGCGGCGGCGGCCAAACCACACCCCUUCUCUCCGGCAAAGCGUUCGUCUCGCCUUUCUACGUCGACGCAGACCCAGACCCAGACACCGCACCUGUCCACCCAUCCAGCAGCAUCACCGAGUCCCUCUACAAGACCUCCACCAGCACUACAACCUCAGCCCCCUUCAUCCUCCCUAACCCCAACCCACCCAGCAAGACCGAGAUCCCCGCCACCUUCUACAUCUUCUCCGACCUUUCCGUGCGCACGGCCGGUCUGUAUCGGCUCCAGUUCCGGCUUAUGAACUGGGGCUCGGUCGAGGAUACUGGCAAGUCUAUGCCCAUCCUCGCGGAGACCUGGUCCGAUCCAUUUCGCGUUUUCCCGGCGAAAGACUUCCCGGGCAUGCGGGACUCAUCGGCGCUCACGAGGGGUUUGAAGGAGAUGGGGUUUGUGGAGCUUAAAACACGCGGAAGAGGAGAGGGGAAGGGGAGGAGACCGAGAUGA